CUUACGUACCGGAAGCAGUCAGGUGGGAUGCCGGAAAUUCCUUUUGUUGAGUGUCGGAUAUUUAUGUUUCGGCCUGUUUUUAGAACACUCGAGUAAUUGUUUUGUCUGUUCUCUAGUCUUGCAUAAUUUGCUGGCGUUUGGCGUUUUAGGAGCAGAGAUAUUAUUUGUGCUGGGCCUGAAGGGUUCAUAUAGAUACCGAAGUAGUGACUUAAUUAAAGUCGGGCCCUAAGCUGGGCUAACUUUAGCCUAGCAUUUACCGAAGAGCUGCUAGCUAGUCUUAGCUUGUGUUAGCUGUCACUCCGGCUUCCUUUAAAGUCAGCUGUUUUCUCAUUUGAGUCAUUAAUAAGAACGGCUAAGAGAAACCCUCAAAAACCAUGGCCGUUGUCAACGAAGGUGCCCUGAAGAAAAUGCUGAAGCAAUACAAGUACAGAGAUCUGACUGUUCGUGAGAUAACCAACGUCAUCUCCCAGUACAAGGACUUGAAACCUGUUAUGGACGCCUAUGUGUUUAAUGAUGGCUCAACAAGAGACCUGAUGAGCUUGACAGGAACUGUCCCAGUGAGCUACAGAGGCAAUGUCUACAACAUCCCAGUGUGUCUGUGGUUGCUGGACACAUAUCCCUACAACCCUCCCAUAUGUUUUGUCAAACCUACCAGUGCCAUGAUGAUCAAAACUGGCAAGCACAUCGAUGCCAAUGGAAAGAUCUACCUGCCUUAUCUACACGAGUGGAAGCAUCCUCAGUCAGACCUGUAUGGUCUGAUUCAGGUGAUGAUUGUGGUGUUUGGAGAGGAGCCUCCUGUGUUUUCUCGUCCCACCACACAAGCCCCUUACCAAGCCUUCCAAGCAGCUGGACCCCCUAAUCCUUCCUACAUGCCUGGCAUGCCUGCAGUUUCAUCCUAUGGUCCGAGUCCCAACCCAGGAGGCUAUCCAGGAUACCAGUACCAAGGAGGUAACUCUUACCCAGCCACUCCUGGACCUGCACACUACCCCACCCAGACUCCAGUUUCCACAGUGGGCCAGAGCAGAGAUGGUACCAUUGGUGAGGACACCAUUCGCGCAUCUCUGAUUUCUGCUGUGAGUGACAAGCUUCGCUGGAGGAUGAAGGAGGAGAUGGACAGAGCUCAGGCAGAGCUGGACGCCCUGAAGAGAACAGAAGAGGACCUGAAGAAAGGACAUCAGAAACUUGAGGAGAUGGUCUCAAGACUGGAUCAGGAAGUGACUGAAGUUGACAGGAAUAUUGAGCUACUGAAGAAAAAGGACGAGGAGCUGAGUGAAGCCUUGGAGAAGAUGGAGAACCAGUCAGAGAACAAUGACAUUGAUGACGUCAUUGUGCCCACAGCUCCACUCUACAAACAGAUCCUGAACCUGUAUGCUGAAGAAAACGCAAUUGAGGACACUAUCUUCUACCUUGGAGAGGCCCUGCGCAGGGGUGUCAUAGAUCUGGAGGUUUUUCUCAAGCAUGUACGCCUUCUGUCCAGGAAGCAGUUCCAGCUUCGUGCCCUCAUGCAGAAAGCCCGCAAGACUGCCGGUCUUAGUGACCUCUACUGACCUACACCGGGUACCUGGAUUCAUUCACAUCUUCUUGCUCUCCUCCUUUACACUGUUCACCCUCUCUUUCAUUCCCUUUUUCUUGUAGUUCAAAAUGCUGCCCUCAUUUUAAUCUCUAUAACUCUUAUGAGACAGAAACACCAACAGCAGGGAAUCAUGAAAAAUGCAACAUUGGACUGUCUUUUUCAGCACAGUGACAUUUCAAACUGUGGCCAAAGUUCUAAUAGGACCUCACUGGUAUUUUGAUCUCACAAAGUGCUUCCAUGAGAUCAUUAUGCAUUAACAGCCUUGACUCAUUUGCAAGACACGACAGCAUUACUUUUGUUCUCCGAAGUUCCCCAGACAACAAUCUCAAAAACAUGCUCAACACACAUGCCAUAUUGAUAAAAGCGAAGUGCGGGUCUGUUCUGUGUUGAGUGUUUGUGGUGUAACUGGGUUGAUGCACAGUGAGUUAGUGUGGUGACCUGUAUAUGUUGCACUACAGGGUAGCCCACAGUUUCUGUUAGAAAUCCCUUUGCCAGACAAAGUCAUUUGGCUAGUAAGCACAAAUUGUCAGGGGCCAGUAGAAAGAGGCUUUGUAGCGAGACACAUAUGCCCACGCUCUUCAUAAUGAAAAGGUUAGGCUCUGAUAUAAAUACCCAGAGCAGCCUUUCAGGAAGAACCGGGGUCAGCCUCAGGAUUUAAUGCUGUAUGAGGGCUGGGUCAUGUUCAGUAGCCAUGGAGUCCAAGUGAUCGCUUUUCAUGCAGGAGAUGAUGAACAUGGACCUGAACUGUGUUUCUACACUGUCUGUUAAUGAGCUAAACUAUGAGCUCCUGUGCCCACCUGUCCUCACUUUUAUUUGUUUUGCUCCAUUAAGCGUGUCUUUUUCCAAUGGUGCGAGUGAGGUUCUUACAUUGUAUGUCAGCUGCUCAGGUCUACCCUCCAGUCUGACUACAUGAACCAGUCUGUCACAUCCAUUGGUUGGUAUCCUCUGUAAAGUGUCUCUGUUUGACGUGGGCGAUAGUCUUGAUGUACUUUAUUCAAAGGUAUUACAAAAGAAAUUCUUAAAUUCUUUUCUGAACUUUUCUUUGUGCUGUCCACUCAUUCUCAGUCCUGCUGAGAUAGGUUUAGGUUUUCAGUAAAAUAUAAGGAAAAAGUUGUGAAGAAAGAUGGAGCAUACAAGGGUACAAAGAAUAAAGAACUAUUGUACUAAUCAAGAAGUUAACUUAUGUAAAAACAGGUCUCAUUUAAAUCAGCUUUUUACUAAAUGCACUUUGACAUGUAUGAUAGAGUAUCUACUGUUAUUUUUUCGUUUCGAAUUCAACCAUAGACCACCUUGUUGUUUUAUAUCUUUAGAUUUAUGUAAAUCAGUACAAAUUAAAGAAAUUUGAUUUAAGGA
Molecule: messenger RNA, 2926 nt
Organism: Scatophagus argus
Lineage: Eukaryota; Metazoa; Chordata; Actinopteri; Scatophagidae
Gene: tsg101a
Product: tumor susceptibility 101a
Exons: 10
Coding region: 375-1547 (390 amino acids)
Biological process (GO): protein transport; endosome to lysosome transport; protein modification process
Cellular component (GO): ESCRT I complex
Molecular function (GO): ubiquitin binding
Source: RefSeq, a predicted model, not a curated record